AUGGGGAAGAAAUCGAUUCAAUCUUCCAUGAAAAUAUCGAAGAACGACAAGAAACAGAAACAUCCCAUCAACAAUUUGAUCAAGAACUUACGUCCCAAAGUUUACAUCAUAGAUUCUUCAAAUUUCAAGAAUCUUGUUCAAGAACUCACUGGACAUGGAAAUUCUCCGGUCAUGGUCUCAUCUCCGCCUCCUCCUCAUGCGUCUAUAUCCCCUCCCGUAGAGGAAGUUAGGACAAUUAUAGAUACAGAAGGUCAUUCAUAUCAAGAAAAUAGCCUCGACUUUUCAUCUGAUUCAUCAACAUGUUUCAGUACACCAUCAGAAAGUCCAGAUCUACAAUACCGGCCAACAGAACAUAUGAAUUAUUUAUUAGAAUAUUCACAGAAUAUCGAUUUUUCAUCACAGUAUGGGGAUAUAGAAUCACUGCUAUUUGAGAUGGAUCAAAUUUCUAAUUACACUACUGAUGAUCCAUGCUAUGCAAUGAUUCCGCAAGAGGUUCGCGCCUUUGAUUACGAGUUCUCUGGCUUGAUAUGA
Messenger RNA from Fraxinus pennsylvanica, 531 nucleotides. NCBI's taxonomy places the organism in Eukaryota, Viridiplantae, Streptophyta, Magnoliopsida, Lamiales, Oleaceae. The record is from the annotation of a GenBank genome assembly.